AUGCCCGGUUCGGACAGUGUGAAAGUGGCAGUACGCGUAAGACCUUUCAGUAAGGUUAGUCACUUAUUUUGUCUUCACUGAAACUAUCAGGCCUAAGAUCACAAUGGGGCAGCAGAGUGGUUGGUGAUGGGAGAGGCUGGGGACUAUAUUUCAGAAAGGAGGAGGAAGUGUCACUUCGUAAGGUGAAGAAGGAGCCCUUCCGGUAAUGGUGGCACCUUUUAGAGGACAAAACAUCUGCUAUGGAGGGGGUGAAGAGAGGGGAGAGUGAUGCUUGGAGCAGCUGCCCUGCUGCCAGUCCUUCAUACACACUCCUGUAAGUCUUUCAUGUAGCAAAUCAGGCUUGGAUCACGGUAUGCCUUUCUCUGGGUGUGGUAGGCAUGUCUGGCUAGUUCAGGCAGGUUUGUGAAAAUGUCUCUUCGUAUGCAUGUUAGGCCUUGAUAGGUCCUUAAGGUUUCCUAUAAAAGUAAGAAUCUAGCUGAGGUUGCUUUUCUUACCUUACUGUAACAGUAACAGGAGAAGGAACCUUUUUAGAGUUAGGCUGGAUCUACACUGAUACAUAAAAAUGCUGUAAAAAAGAAAAGUAGUAUAGCUCUCUUUGCAGUUUCCCAUUGCUGGCGAAUCGCUGCUCUGCAGUGCCUUCUGGUGUCACAUUUUUUAUUAUGCAUUUUUAACUAACCAGUGUAGAUUCGCCCUUGGUCUUGGAAACUCUUAUAGCGUAGUCCCUUGAUUCCAAAAUUUUCCUGAGGACCCUGAACUCUCCUCUGCCUUUGUGUGUUUGAUUUGUUUUAAAGCCAGUUUAAUAUUUGCAAGAGGCUGCUGUUACUGCAUGGACUGGGUGGGUGGGGGUGGGGUAACAUGACUUUUUGGUCCACAGUUAAUGGAUCCAUUUGGCCCUAGGCCUGAUAGUCGUCCACUUCAUUCUGCCAGGGCUUCUGUGCUUUCUUAAAUGUGUAUGACAAGCAAGUGUGUAAACAGCUGCAGCUUUUCCCAGUCUGCACCUGUUGUGCACCUGUCAGUCAUGCAGCUUUUCAACAGGACAAAGCCAGGCUUUCUAAAACAUGGGUAGGCAAACUAAGGCUCUAAUUGCCUCCUAAAUCUGGCCUGCGGACAGUCCAGGAAUCGGCGUGUUUUUACAUGAGUAGAAUGUGCCCUUUUAUUUAAAAUGCAUCUCUGGGUUAUUUGUGGGGCAUAGGAAUUUGAUUAUUCCUCCCCCCCCAAUAUAGUCCGGCCCCCCACAAGGUCUGAGGGACAGUGGACUGGCCCCCUUUUGAAAAAGUUCGUUGACCCCUAAAAGCUUGUCUCAGCUGUCCGGAGUGAGGUAAACAAACAUGGAUAUUGCCUGGGGGUGGGGCGGGUGGAAGCUGGAAAGAGAUGUCUCUGCUGCUGCCAAGCCAAUAAUCCCUAAACAAAACAACCCUCACAGUCGGUUUCCUCACUUCAGCUGAUAGCAUGCAUAGUACUGAACCUCUUCAGUUUCCUAGAGCAAUUCAGUCUCCUAAAGGUUUGAAAAGAGAAGCGAGGCAAAUGUGACUCACUAAUGGAGAUACUUCCAGACUGAAUACAGAUAUGAAUCUGUCUUGAGGCAUUCUGACCAAGGCUAAGUAAGCAUAUGAGGGGCAAGAGGGUAUGCAUGAGCACACUAGCCCUUCCCUACAAAGCCUGGGCAGCUGUUAGCCAGUGUAGACAAUGCUGCGUUUAGAUGGACCCAAUGGUAAGACAUCACUUCCUGUGAGCCAGUGUGGUGUAGUGGUUAAGAGCGGUAGUCUCGUAAUCUGGUGAACUGGGUUCGAUUCCCUGCUCCUCCACAUGCAGCUGUUGGGUGACCUUGGGCUAGUCACACUUCUCUGAAGUCUCUCAGCCCCACUCACCUCACAAAGUGUUUGUUGUGGGGGAGGAAGGGAAAGGAGAUUGUUAGCUGCUUUGAGACUGCUUAGGGUAGUGAUAAAGCAGGAUAUCAAAUCCAAAUUCUUCUUCUAUAUUCCUACCCGUUGCCCACCAUCUGUUCAAAGUGACUGUCGGCAUGUGGCCUCCAGGAGGCUUGUCCGAGAGUGAAUUCAGACCUCUGAUCCAAGAAACGUUAGCCACUCUUGCAGUGCAACACUUCUACUUUCUCUGCUUUGCAUCAGCUUGAAUUAAUCUUGACUCCCAUCAGCAACCAAAUCUGGAAGCAGCUUUUCACAUGAGGCAAAGAUCCCAAGGUCUUUUCCGGCAGAAAUGUCCUUACUGAUACCACCAAAGCAUUUCAUAAUUAACUCUGAAUGUCCAAAAUCCAUUCUUUACUGUUUCUUCCAAGCCUGUGCUCAUACAUGCUUCUACUCUCCUGGCAUGAUUACUUUUAAGUUUUAAGCCUUAUUCUGAACUCCUGAAUAGGUCUCAUAAGGAUGUGAUGGUGUGUGUUUCCCUCCCCACCCCACAACAUUUUAAUGCAGGCUUUAAGCUUGAACUUCCUCUAAAUUGCUCAUUUUUUUAGCAGCACUUAAAAGAUCGUGAGUAUAAGAAACAAUCAUAAUUGCUGCUGAAACUUGCAUUUUUAAGCAUGCAUAGAUCUUAUUACAGUCAGUAUAGCUAACUUCUAAGUAAAUUUGUUUGAAGAUUGGAACCUAAAUGUGAUGCGUUUCAUUUUUGGAUGGUUUAGCAUGUGAAGAUUUUUUUGCCCUCAAUCUUCUUUGGGAAACCAUCUAAACCCCCUCUCUGACAACUGCGCAGUUGGUAGAGCUUGAGACUCAGGCUUGUGGGCAAAAGAUUCUGGCAUUGCAGGGGAUUGGACUAGAUAACCCUCUUGGUCCCUUCCAACUCUGCAAUUCUAUGAUCCCAUUAUUAUGGGAGGUUUGGACAGAGGCAUCCCACUGCCUUGCCCUGCUGGCCUCUGAUGUGAAAGUAUUCUGAUGGCACAGAGCUCUUCGUUCUGUCCACAGGUAGAAAUAAUGCCAGCAGGGAGCUCUGAAACCGGGCAUUCUAGAGGUGAGGGGCUGAGUUGGGCCCACUGUCAUCACUUGAUGUCAUCAGGCCCAAUUGCUGUGCUAGCUCCAGGUUGGAGCACCCCACUGCCUUCGUACCAGAGUGAGCAGCAAAGAUGCAAUGGCAGCCCCAUUGCUGCCCAACUGGGUUUUGGAUUGUAGUGUUGCAGGGCCCUUUGGUGUAUUUAUGUGGAUAGUGAUGGGAGGUACUGCGUUAUAUGAAUAUCUAACACUUUCAAAGAACUCUGGUAGUGUGUGAUACAUUAUAAAUGGCCAUUUGAAAUGUGCAGCAUAGAUGAAAUGUUGAAUAAGACCCUGUCUGUACUAUACAUUUAAAGCAGUAUCAUGCCACAUUAAACAAGCACGGCUUCCCCCAGACAAUCCUGGGAACAGUAGUUUAAAAUGCUGAGAGUUGUUAGAAGACCCUUAUUUUCCCCACAAAGCUACAAUUCUCAGCUCAAUGAAAAUAGGGAUUAAUUGUUGAACCACUCUUGAGAGUGAAUUUUAAUUUUUAAAUAUUAAUAUGAAUUUUUAAAUUUCAAUAGAGAGAGAAGAAUGCAGGCAGCAGAUGUGUGAUUUCUAUGAAUUGCAGCACUACAAGCAUACAUGAUCCCAGGAAUCCGAGCCAUGUAAAAACGUUUACCUUUGACCUGGCGUAUUGGUCACACAAUGGAUUUUUAAAGGACCAAGAUGGCAAGCUAAUUUCAGCUGGGCCAAACAGCAAAUAUGCAGGACAGGUAAAAUGCAUUUCAUACAGUGAUUUAUUCUUUCGCAGUGCAAUGCUAAAAGCAUAACUACUCAUUCUGCACUAGGACCAGUUCACAAGGUGGUAAAGCAGAGGUUGGAUUCAGUAAGAAAACUAAAGUUCUGAAUUUAAAAACCCAGUUCCUUUGCCUAGAUUUUCACAUCUGCACUUGGGUUGCAUGUUUACAACUGUCAUUGCUCUGAGCACAGUGUUAGAGCACCUUAUUGUUGAACUUUUUGGAGUAUCUGAUAUGGUCAGGGCACCAAGACCAACCUAUCCAUACCUGCAGUGCUUCAUGAUAUCCAAGGGGCUGCUGCCAAAAGAAGCAAAAUGUCCUUCCCAGUGUGUGCAAUACACACACAUUGGCACCUAUUCUGGUACUGAGGACUAUUUUCCUCACAUUUCUGUUUCAAAUAUUUUACUGAUUUUCAAGGAAAACACAAACAUAAGCAUUAUCAAAAUAAUUUGUUCCCCCUUCCUUCCCCUCCCCUCCCUCCAGAACAGAAGACUAAUGCAUCAAAUGUUCUCUUAAGUCUAUGUGUGCAGUCGGUGGGUACCAGCGAUCAGGGUGUUCAUUUGAAUAUUUUAUAAAGGAGUGCCUUUUUAAAAAAUAAUCCAUAUCAGAUAUAUCAUUCAGGGCUUGUACUCUAUUAGCUACGGUAGUUUCUCAGAUAAAACAAUUGCCUGUUUCCAUUGUGUCCUUUCCAGUUUUUUGCAACUACCAGAAGAAAGGUGAUAAGUUCUUUGUGUAAUAGGUUAUGUUGAAGAUUGCUAAUAAACCUAGGCAUGGAUUACAUUGUAUAUUCUGGUUUGUGAUUUUACUUAUUUCUGUGAAUACCUUUCCCAAAAUAGUUGCACUAACUCACAUGCACAUGAAAAGUCGUACCGGUUACCUUGCACCCUUUUUUCUUACAUUUCUGAGCCUGCAUAUUAAGGCAGCACUGGAGUAGGCAAGUAAGAUUCUAUGUAGAUGUGCACUAGACACUUUAUUUGUGUGUUGUUAUAAAUCUUACUUGGAUUUAUUUAUUUUUUAAACCCCAUUAUAGAAGGAAGUUUUUCGUGACCUUGGGCAGGGAGUUCUAGACAGCGCAUGGCAAGGUUACAAUGCUACCCUCUUGGCUUAUGGUCAGACUGGUUCAGGGAAGAGCUAUUCCAUGAUUGGAUAUGGUGCAAACAGAGGCAUAAUCCCAGUGGUCUGUGAAGAGCUCUUUAAAACAAUUCAAAACCAAGAGCAGAACAAGCAAUAUCAGGUUUGUUCAAGUUGUAUAAAAGUUUGUAAAUGCCAGCAUUGCUGGAUGCCUAAAACAUAUUCUAUAUCUGGGCAAUAUUAAUUGCAGUUUUUGUGUUUCAGGGGUGUAUAUAUGUAAACCUAAACAUAUUAUGCCAUGGUGCUGAAGGAUGAUACAGAUUAGGCCCUAAAAGUAGUGAUUCUGAGUAGCUAAACCCAUAGAGAUUAAUCACAUAAAGAUUCUAGUGACAAAAAAGUCAUAAUUUCUAUUAUGGGUGUGUGUAUGAAAUCCGCAGCCCCAGAGUUGGCCACGACUGGACCUAAUGGUCAGGGGUCCCUUUGCCUUUGUAUGAAAUCACAAAGUUAUAAGAUGUAUUAGUUUGUUGUUGAGAGUUGAUCUUUCUUUAAAAAAAUCAGUUUAAAAGGCAGCUUUUCAAGCUGUUGGAGUCUCAAGAGUGUGAAUAAAAUGCAAUAAGGAAGAGAGAAACUGGGUGUGGAGGGAGUUGAAAAAACCACUAUAGCUGAGUAGGCUCAGUGCACUCAAUGCAGACUGACAUAUGAAAUUGCUGAAUUUUGCUAAAUUGAUUUUUCAACUGUUCAUAGUAGAAACGGUGAUUUUUUGUAUUUCGCUGUUCAAUCUGCAGGUUACAUUUAGCAUGCUGGAAAUUUACAAUGAACAGGUAAUUGCAGUGAAUGACACUAUUUCGUUCUUUUAUUUUUCUGUGUUUCUCCCCUAGAACCUAUACAAGAAAGGAUGUUUUCUAAUAACAGAGAACUUGAAAUUUGUUCAGAAAGAUGUUAGUAUUUCAAAAAUAAACCCAGUCAUUUACACCCAGGUCAUGUGACACUGCACCAAUCUUGCAUAUUCAAAAUUGGACAGGGUAAUAAUAAUAAUAAUAAUAAUAAUAAUAAUAAUAAUAAUAAUUUCAUGCAGAAGCAGGUUUUGGCGAGGGGAGGGAAAACACCUGUAUUAAGUAGCCUACCUUCAAUGUUGUGUGAGCCAAUACCACUGUAGUCUCAUAUUUAGAGAAGUAAUGCCAGACUAAUAGCACUUUGGGUGAGAGGUGAGAAACCAUUUCUAUACUAAACUGCCGGAUUCUCAUUCUUCAAGUAUUGCUGCUUCCACAGGCUUGUAUAUGCAACCAAAAUAUUCCCUCCUUUAAUCUACAAGCUCCAAGUUCCUACAAGUGUGAUAGCUAUUAUUGGGAAUGUUAUUAUUAAAAAUAUGUAUAUUGUAAAUGUUCUGUACAGUUUUGGAAGCAUGUGGGGAGAAUCAUGUGUACACAGUGUACAUGCACAAACAUUGUACAGUGGUACCUCUGGAUGUGAACGGGAUCCGUUCUGGAGCCCUGUUCGCAUCCUGAAGCGAACGCAACCCGCAUCCGUGGGUCACGAUUCGCCGCUUCUGCGCAUGCGCGUGACGUCAUUUUGAGUGUCUGUGCAUGCGCGAGUGGCAAAACCCGGAAGUAACGUGCUCCGUUACUUCCGGGUUGCCACAGAGCGCAACCCAAAAAUGCUUAACCUGAAGCUACUUCAACCCGAGGUAUGACUGUAUUUAUUUCUCAUGUAUAUGCACAUGUUUACUUCAGAUCAUGUGACUCCUUGAGAGUAUCCAUAUUUCCUGCCAACUUGUCAGUUCUACAGAGUUGCAAUUGUUUUAUAAACCAUGAAAUGGGCCUGUGUUCUAGCUACAUGUACCAAGGGUGCAAUUAUUUUUGUCCAUGAAUGAGAUUAUUUGAUGUGUUUUUGUGGCAUUACUGCAAGUAUUUUUAAAAAAUACUUCUGAAAUAUACUGUUCUUUGGCCAAUUAAUCCUAAAUAUAUACACAAGUGUGUGUGUGUGUGUGUGUGUGUGUGUGUGUGUGUGUGUGUACUGUAUUUUUUGCACCAUAACACUCACUUUUUUCCUCCUAAAAAGUAAGGGAAAAUGUCUGUGCGUGUUAUGGAGGGAAUGCCUACGGGUGGCAUGCCUACGGAUUUUCCUCCUCUAAAAACUACGUGCGUGUUAUGGUUGGGUGCGUGUUAUAGAGCGAAAAAUACGGUAUAUAAUCUUGUUAGGAUCUCCCCUUCUUUUCAGUAAAAAAAUACUCUAAUAAGACACUUUUGUUUGCAAUCCAAGGUUAUAGACUUGCUCUCUAAAAUAAAGAAGCGGGGUGGGCUCAAGUUACGAGAAGAUCAACAGCAAGGCUUCUAUGUGGAUGGCUUGAAACUGGUGCCCUGUGACAGUUAUGCACAAAUUGAGAGGUUAAUGGAACAAGGUACCAAAAUAAGAACCACUGCUUCAACCAGCAUGAAUGCCACCAGCAGUCGUUCUCACAUGGUCAUCACCAUUCAGUUCAAACAGGUAUGUACAAAACACUUUAGGUGUGGCCAAAUGUAAGUAGAGAGUUAGAUCUUAAAGCAUUGGAUUCCUUGUGAGGUUUGUGCUAUUUCCAUGGAUAUAUUGUAGACCAUCAAAACAAAGGACUACUUUAAUAGGUCGUGCAUAGUGAUCCUGUGGCAAGAGUGGUACAUGUAAGAGUUUCUAGUACAUGUGGACAAGACCUGAGAGUUGAGCUGCUAUCUGGUAUUUCGUGGACUUGGCUUGUGGCGCACCAUUGUCAAAAUCAUUGGCUUGGAUGUUAAGCAAUAACAUUAAGCAGGCCCCUGCCAUGGUUGACAAGAGAGGGGAAAAUGACUUGGGGGAAGAGGGAUUCUAGAACCACUAAACAGUUUGCAACAUCUUUUGUGUUAGGUUUGCAAUUUGAAGAACUGGUUUUGCAUAUUUUGAAAUCUGGGAUACUACUUAUUUUGUUUUGAGCCAACAGAGUUUUGCUUUGAUUGGUUAGAGCCCUAUCAACUUGUGAAGCAUGUACUAUAGUUGGAUGUGCUGAGUCCAGUAGUAAUGUCUCCUCUGCAAAUGCUGGUUGAGAGGAGGAGAACUUAAAAGGCUUGCACUGAUGAAGUUCCCCUUCUCUCCUUUCCCCAAUGCUGCUUCUUGUAGAUUUUUCUUAGAGAAGACAUCACUAAGCAAUCCAUUAUAAAUCUGGUAGACUUGGCUGGAAGUGAAAGACAAAAAUCAUCAGGAUCCGAAGGAGACAGGCUGAGGGAAGGGUCACGUGUAAAUCUAAGUUUGACCACCUUAGGAAAUGUUAUCAGGUACAAAAUAGAUUUUGUGAAGUGACCUAACCAUCCCUUUGGUAUUGCAUGAAUAGUAACUUUCAAUUAUAUGAUAAGCAUCUUAGAGCAAGCACCAGUAUUUUUGCUCAUUAGUCUUUAAAGCACCAGGUACAUAAUAUAUUUUUUAAAAAAUCCUUAUAGUUAAUAUAUAUACGACGCUUCCAGUCUUAGAAAUCCAAACUUAGAAACUUCCCUGAGUAGUACGCCCUUAUUUCAGAAAUAAGAGAAUCUCACUUUUCUGUUAACUUCCUUUAAGGGAUGUUGUUGACAAACAUUUUAAUGUAUUAUUUGGGAUAUUAAACUUUUUAAAUACUGCCACUUUUUUUUUUAGCAUUUCCUGAACAUCAGCCCACAUCCCAUCUAGUGACCUUAAAUGACUAAUUCUCAUAUGUAACAGUAACAAAUAGAAAUUCUUGUGCUCUUUAGCUUUGCAACAUAUUCAGAGAAUAUGGUAUUCAGAUAUAUGAUUUAUUUAUUUUAAAGAAAUAAAUCUCCUGUUCACCCUCUUUCCCUUCUAUCAUUUAUUGUUCUUCUAGUGCCCUGGCUGAGGCUGCUGUAGGGAAGAAAGUAUUGCACGUCCCAUAUAGAGAUUCAGUUCUUACAAAACUCUUGCAAUCUGCUUUGGGAGGAAACAGCAGAACUAUUAUGGUAAAGCUAUUUUUUGGGUAAAUUUGGUAAAUUAUAGCAAUUUUCUCCACUAGAAGAUGAAAAUGUGUAGUUUCUUGUUCUGUAAACACAUUUGAGACAGUGUACAUAAUUAUGUGUUCUUUGCUGUUUGGGUGCAGUAAAAAGGACUGAAAAAAAUCUGAUACACUGGCUGCUUGGGAGUUGGAUGCUGAUUACAUCACCUAGGAAUGAGAAAUAUUUCCCCAGCUCUGGCUACUGAACUGUAUUUGCAUAUCUUAUCCUCCCCCAUCCCCAAUUUCAAUCACUGAGAUAUUUAGAAUUUCACAGCCAGAUUCUCUUAAGCCGUUAUCUGGGCAGGUAUAUCAUCUGAAGUAAAGAGGCUGUUGUGUCUUGUCAUGUUAGUGCUGCCUUCAGCAACCUGUAAAGCUCCAGAUGUUUUGGACUACAGCACAUACUGGCUGGGAAGGAUAGGAGUUGUAAUACAAAACGACUAGAAGGCAACAGGUUGCCGAAGGCCACAUUAGUGAUUCGUGAAACCGCUUUCUCCUGUAUAUGUGCAGUCAAAGCCAUUCUUGGGACACAGGUGCUGUGUGGAAACAUUAAUGCAAACUCCAAAAUAUGCAGUAAGGCAAUUACGACCAGCCCAUAUGUCACAAAAAUGUGUUAAGCAUUUCUGUUUUUCAGAACUCCGUAUUAAGUUGAAUGUGAAGAAAAACAGGGCAGGGGGAGACAGGGAGCAAACCAAAAGUUGGCAUGAAAUUAAAGCCACAAAGUCUUUCUGCUUUAGAAAGUUUGUUUGCUAGUUUGGUUGUUCCUAAAAAUGUUUCUCUACUUCUUAUUUUGGAGGUUCUCCACCCACGCACCCCCACAAUGGAGCAGCGUGGUUUGCUAUCUGCUUUUGUUUUUGUUUACAGUAUUUUGUUAUCAACAUUUAUCUGAGAGGGGUUUAUUUGGCUAAGAGGUCUGCCAGUUACCAAUUCAUAUUCUGUUAGUAGUAGUCGCAGUAUAGAACAAAUAACUGAAAAGAAACUUGUCCUUUAACAUAUUUGCAGAUUGCAGCUAUCAGUCCAGCAGACAUGUGUUAUGAGGAGACGCUGUCAACUUUGCGAUAUGCUGAGAGGUAUAUUGUUUUCACAUCUUGUAAGAGAAGUGAUUGGAAUGGAUUUCAAAGGAGAGCAAGAAAUUAAAUAAUCAUUAGCUGCUAUUUAUUUGUGUGGGCACAUACUACCCUGUUCAAGAUCUGAUCCACCCUGGAAAUGUUAGGUUAAGGUACCCUAGACCAUUAGGUCCAGUCACGGACAACUCUGGGGUUGCGGCGCUCAUCUUGCACUAUAGGCUGAGGGAGCCGGCAUUUGUCCGCAGACAGCUUCCGGGUCAUGUGGCCAGCAUGACUAAGCCGCUUCUGGCGAACCAGAGCAGUGCACGGAAAUGCCGUUUACCUUCCCGCCGGACGUGCUUUCGAACUGCUAGGUUGGCAGAAGCUGGGACUGAACAAUGGAAGCUCACCCCUUUGCGGGGAUUCGAACCGCCGACCUUCUGAUUGGCAAGCCUUAGGCUCUGUGGUUAGUUUUAAAUGCGUACUCCUGAAUUAGAGGUCCUGUUCCUUUUUCCAAACCAAGUUAACUUCUAGAACACAUUUAGGGGAUUUAUAUGGGAUUGACUACUUUUUUGUGAAUGGCCACUGUUAAGAAUUUAAUUAUUACCAUCUGAAGUUUUCUACAUUUCAUUUAUUUCUAAGUGCAUUUGUUCAAUCCUGUGUGUAUAUUUAUCUGCAACUCAUAAUAAUGUUUCGUGCAUUCAGUGGGGUGAACUAUACUCCAGUAAAGCUUAAGUCAUAAUAAAUUUGUGAGUCUUCAAGCUGCCACAAGACUUUGUCUUAGUCUUGCAGCAAAAAGUAACAUGGGAACCCCUCUGGAAAUCAAGUCAUUAUUGUGUUUUAAUUAUAUCUCAUGUCAAUCCUUUGCUGCAGCCCAGGGAAAAGGGAGUGUUGAGGAGGGGAAGCAAUUUAAGGGAGACUGGGAUGUGUUUUUUCUCACUGUCUGGAGAAAGAGAACUGGGCUGGGCUGCUUAUUAUCUUACAAGAGGAAACAAGGGCCUUACAGCAGACAACAAAUCAUGUUGCCAUGACUAUUGUUUUUGCAUCCCCCAAAUUGCCACUGAAGCUUCGUGAGGGUAUGUUUCAUUUGAUUAUGUUAUUUGCUUUUGCUAUACAGCAGAAUAAUAGUCGUUGUCCCCCACCCCACUCCCGGUUUUUUUUUUUAAUCUGAAAGAACCAAAAAGAUAAAGAACAAAGCUGUGAUAAAUGCAGGUCCCACUGCGAAACUGAUAAAUGAGCUGAAGGCAGAAAAUUGUCAUCUGUUGUCCAGAUUGUCAGGCCUUGGAAACUCUGGUAAAACGGUAGCCGAUGAAACAAGUAAGUAUUCUUGAGGAAGAAACAACAUUUAUUGUAUUAGAAGACCUCGUGUUACCAUUCUGCUGCCUUUUCUACUGUUUUCCUUUUCUGAGAGACUUAUACAAAGUGGCGAGGCUUGGGGUCUGAGGCAUCUGGCUCAAGCAUACUCUCUUUAGCACACACCCCCACCCUGCCCUCCAACUACAGCCCCACAGAGGACCUACCAUCUGUUUCAGGAGGUCCCCUAGCCCCUCAGGAGCAGGUUUCGGGGAGGUGGUGGAGAGGGCUGUAGAGGUCCUUGGAAUCCAACCCAUUGUUUUUAAGGGAAUGAGCCCAUCGGGAGUGUAUUAAGGCGAACGGAGCUAGGUAUGUUAUACCUGCCUUGGAAACAGGUCACUCACACGCAAGAGCUAAAUGCUGAGGCAUUUGUGGCGCACUGGGGUUGGCAUCUUGCCUGCCCCCUUGUGGCAGCACUCCUGCAGCUGCCAGCUCCCCCAUUUCUCCCACAGGUUGACUCACGGGCUUUACCCAGAAGCAGUGCUGUAAUGCACCAUUACAACACUACUGACACCAAGUAAGCCUGCUUGCUUGUGAGCAUGAGUCUGGUAACUAUUCCACCUCUCCCUGUAGUGUUUGGUUGUGAGUGGACCUCAAUGUAGCCCCCCUCAUGCCCCCUGCAGAUCCAGGUCCCCUCCCCCUUUCUGCCCCUGCGAUUGUGCCUGCGCUGGUGCCAGUUCUGUCACCGCACAUUGUACCCUCACUUGUUGCUGUGCCUGCACUUCUGCUACAAUGCAACAGCGGCAGUGAAGGCGCAGCGCCAGCUGUGAGGGCAACAGGGUUGGGUUGGCAGCGUGGACAAACCCCCAGGGAGGCUGGCAGCAGCCCAGUGGUGGAGGUGGGUAGGCGGUCAGAUGCACUGCCUGAAGCAAAUGGCCUCAUCACCACCACCCCCAAUAGCUAAAAACACGCUGAACCUCACAGGAUCGGUGCUGCUUGAGCCUCAGUCUAAAAAGGAUUAUUCCUUUUGCAAGCAGUGCAGACCUUGAAAUACUAUAUAAAAUACUACACCUGACCUUAUAAGUAGUCAACAUUUGUAAUGCAGUGCCUGCCACGUGACAUAGGUAAUGUGAGCCAAAGUUACUUCAAGGAUCUCCAAUAUGCAUAAAUUAGGGGUAGUAAAAUAGAUCCAGAAACCUUUCAUCAGUUUUUCUGGUAGGAUAGAAGCACUUGAACAUACUGUAUGGCUAAAGUUCCUAGCUAUAAAUAUUUCACUAGUGCUUAAGAACUGUUUGUUUCAGUUACGGAAUAUAUAAGAAUCAUAAAUAUCUGAGUAUUUCAAGCCUGCUAUUUCAGGGUGGCUUAAAGAAGGUACCGCAGAAUUCAUUUGGAGAGAGAAAGAGUGAACACUAUAUAUAUAUUGGAUUUUUAUUGUUGUUGUUUUCAUAUUUCAUCCAUAAUUAGUUUAGUUUUGUUUAUUCCUUCCAGAAGAGCUUCGCUGUUUGCUAGCUGAAAAUGAGCUGCGGAUUCAAGCCAUUCAGGCUACCUGGGAAUAUCGUCUGGAAGAAGCCCGGAAAGAAUGGGAGCAGCAAUAUGCUGCAGUAACCCAGGUCAGGACAUCUGGACACUGGGUGUCCAUCCCCAUCAUUCCUCAGCUUGAGAAAUGUUUUUAAAGUAGCAAUUGUUGGAGCAAAGUGCUAGACCAUACAGUUAAAUUCUGUUUUUUCUCCCAAAGAAUCCUGAGAACUGUAGUUUGUUAAGGGUGCUGGGAACUAUAGCUCUGAGAGGCAAAUUACAGAAUCCGAGACCAGGGAGAAGAGUCGGUGGAAGAAGAUUGGAAGAAAUUUAAAGACUAUUUACAGAAAUAUUGCAAAAUCAAUGAAUGUUAGAAUGAAGUUAAGUGGUUUAAGCAGCAAUGUUAUAAAGGUGUAUGUAAAAAUGGACUGUUAACAGGUGAGAAUCCAAAGCUAUAACAUAUUAAGUUAAAGGAUUGAGAGAAAAUAAAGAGGGAAAGAAAUUGCUGAAUUAACUAACUGAAUUGGAAUACAAAAAAGGGAGGUAUGAGGAGGUCAGGGAAGCAAGGAAAUGAAUGUAAGGCAUGGAAAGAUUGAUGUAUUUUUUAAAGUGUUUUUUAUUCUUUUUUCUGUAUUUUGUAUUUUUCUUGUAUUUUUACUUUUGUUUUUUUGUUUUUGUUUUCUUCUUUAUUUAUGUAAUUCUUUUCUUUGAAACCUUAAUAAAUAUCAUUUAAAAAAAAAAAAAGAGAGGCAAAUUACAAUUCCCAGGACUCUUUGACGGAAGCUAUGUACUUUAAAUGUAUGGUGUGCAUACACCCCAAACCAGAGCUUUCCAAACUUUUCAUGUUGGUGACACACUUUUUAGACAUGCAUCAAUUCGUGACACAGUAAGUCAUUUUUACUAGCAAACCAGAGGUUAAAGGUAACCCCUUUCCAGCUCUGGGAGGAGCGCGGGGAGUGUUUGCGCAACACACUGCAGCCGACACACUAAUGUGUUGCAAUGCACAGUUUGGAAAGCUGUGCUCAAAAUGUUCAUUUUAUCUGGUUCAGAAAGGCCGUCCUCUUCUGAAUGUUUUUAAAACAAUAUGUACCUAAUUAGCACGACUAUAUACCAUGUACUUGGGAGUCUUGUGCAAGUAGGCUUCCCCAUUAAUUUCAAGGGAGAGGGCAGCCCAUCCUACAGAAAAGGAUGCUUGCUCAAAACUUCCUUUGCUAUUGAAAUGAGUGAGAGAGCUCUUGCUGGUGGAGGAAGGUACUACAAUACAGGUUGGCACCUUCCACUUGAAGAACUUAUUGGAUUGUGGUGAGCAAUGGCUGAUAUAUUAAUAAGAUUGAGCUAUGCUUCUUAUAGCAGCCACCGCAGCAGCAAAUAUUGGAAUGUGUCACAUUUUAUUGGGUAUAAAAUGUUGCAGUGUGUGUGCUCAGAAAAUAUCGUUCUAUAGAACUAGUGUUGAAGGAAUAUUAUUAUUAUUAAUAAUUGAAUUUGUUAGUCUGUAUCUUGGCCAGGGCAAUGAAAAGUGACUUACAAACAAACAAACAGACAAAAAGAAGAAACUCCACAUAGAUACUUUAAAACUAAGAGGGAAAAGUAAUACAUUAAAAACAUGGAUAGUUAAAGGCCAAAGGCCUAGAUAUAGAAGAAAGCUUUUGCCCGGCACCUGAUGUCUCCAGGCAAGCCUCUCUAGGGAGAGCUUUCCACCAACAAGUAGCCACCACCUGAUUUUGUUCUUUCUCAUGUUGCCAUCCUCCAGACCUCUCAUGGAGAAGGCACAUGAAAAAGGGCCUCAGAUAAUGAUUGCAGGGGCCAGGUCAGUUCAUAUGAGGACUGGGUGCAACAAAUUAAAAAUGCAUGCAGGCGUAUGGGAAAGAGCAAUUGCGAAAAAGGCCUCUAUGUUGCUAAUAGCUGCAGAAACAUGUAUUUGGUCAUGGGGUGGUGUGAUCAGUUAUCAGGAACCAAAAAUAUAGGAACAAGGAGUCCAUGCAAUUACUAUCUAAUCUUGAGAAACAUAAUAGUGACAGAAUGACUGGGGGGUGGGUAGGUGUCCAGGAACUCUUGCAUCCUAUGGUUACAGAUAGCCACACAGAUGCUAUGUCCUGUAUGAAUUCUUACCUAUUCUUACAUUUAACCUUGAGCAUUUUUAUUAAAGUAGCUAGAUUUUUCAUCAGAGGAAGAAUUGCUAGCCUUGUUUAUGACCGCAGGUGCAGUCUCUGGAAAGAAGAGACUACUUAUUUGGAAGCCACUUGUCACAUAUGUUGUUGGCUGUCAUUUAGUGGGAAGAGUGUGCUGAAAUAAGGUUUAAUUAAUUCCACAGGAAAGAUGGAUGAUGGAGACAUGUCCUUAUCUUGUGAAUAUCAAUGAAGACCCUCAGCUUUCGGGCGUUCUCAAAUAUUUCAUUCAAGACGGUAUUAUUUUGUUUUAAGUGCUAAAUGUGUGUUGCUCCAUUGGGUGAUCCAUUUUAUAUUAUUACACAUCUGAGUAAUGUAACCAAAACAAGUGAGUCCUUUUCCAAGGAGGUUGCAAACAAAACUUUUACCCCUGGGGAGACAAGAUGGAAGGGUGGAAAGGGUAAUUCAGUAGGGCAGCAUAUUUGCUUACCCACAGAAUAUUGAGUUAUGGAACAGCAUACAAAUGCUUAAAAUAAAAUGAGAUUAAUAUGCACAAUUUCAGUUACACAUGCUUUUAAAUGUAUACCUUAUUCUAGUUUAUUGUCUAGCAUAUUGAUAAAGCUUUUUCUUUUUGUAAAUUAACCAACUGCAAUUAUAUCCCCCAAAUAAGCUCACUGCUAGCCACCCAGAUUGUUCUUGUCUUUAGCAUUUCACAGGGAAUCGUGUUUACAUACACCGUUAAAAAGAUGUUCACCACAGUUUUCCAAAGCAAAGUUUACACAGGAAACAUUUUAUUUCAGGUUCUUCAGAUGUUGGUCAAUCAUCCUCAAAUGCGAUAACUCUCCGAGGUUUAGGGUAUGUAGAUGAGCUUAUUCUUUUUCUGCAGGAAAUUUCAUCAAGAAUGUGGUAACUUUUUUUGGUUUUGAUUAUAAUUAGUUGGGAGGGAGAUAGAAACAAUAAAUAUGCUACUAGAUCAGGGGUAGGCAACCUAUGGCCUGUGGGCCGGAUGCGGCCCAAUUGCCUUCUCAAUCUGGCCCACGAAUGGUCCGGGAAUCAGCAUGUUUUUACAUGAGUAGAAUGUGUGCUUUUAUUUAAAAUGCAUCUCUGGGUUAUUUGAGGGGCAUAGGAAUUGGUUCAUUCCCCCCCCCCCAAGAAUAUAGUCUGGCCCACCACAUGGUCUGAGGGAUGGUGGACCGGCCCACGGCUGAAAAAGGUUCCUGACCCCUGUGCUAGAUGAUGCUUACUAAAGUUAUUACCUGUCUCUGUCACUAAGGCUAACAUUGCAAGAUAUUUCAUUCAAAACUUUGAUGUGGGUUUAAUUUAUUGCUUUCUCUUAGUUUGUCUUGGGUCAUUUGGCCUUUUCUAUAAGUGAGGAGGGUCAUAUGAGCACCGGGGUAUCAGUCCUGUGUUUACAUGGUUGAGAAGUGGGAAUGCCAAACGAACAUGAAUGCAGCCUCAAACACACAAGGGGACCUCAUUUCCUCUGCUUAUUGUAACUGGGGUUUUACACCUAUUUAAUGCCUACUUUAGCAUUAAAAUAUAUAAUAAUAACAACCAUUUGUCUAACCCAUCUAACUAUUUGCUCCAUACGGUAGGGGCUCUCCAAGGUUUUAGGCAGAUUUUUAGUGAACCUUGAGAUCUUUUAAUUGGAGAUAAUGAAGGAUCCAGCUUAGGACCCGUGUCAUGGAAAGCAUCUGGACUCUGAGCUUGAGAUCCUUCCCAUCCACUUUUCCUUGAGUCUUAUUCCAAAUGGUGCCUUAUUUCUCCUUCCCUAUUUUUACUAGAAAUAAACCAAUGCUAAUUUUACUCUGAUGGUGCAGUGAAAGAUGUCUGUCACGAUCUUGAAUAGCUUGCUUUACAACUGUCUUUCAGCAUUUUGGAUAAGCAUGCAACAUUCACAAAUGCUGAUGGUAAAGUUACUAUAACACCUCGGGAUAAGUGUAAAGUCAUUGUUAAUGGUGUCCCCAUUGCUGUGAAAACGAAACUGCAGCAUCUGGUAAGUUCUUUGUUUGUUAACCAUUUCCCCAUGCUUUGCUGUACUGCUUGUAUAGCUCAGUUUCUUAGUUAUUACACUAACUCUUGCUGUGUAAAGACCAGGUUUCUAAAGACAGCUUUCAGGCUCUGAAAAUAUAAUUAAAUAUAAUGCUUAACAACCAAUUGUGCAGUAGAAAGGCUUUCAGCAAGCCCUGUAUACUCAAUCCCUCAGGACCGUAUUAUUUUGGGGUCAAAUAGUGCAUAUCUCUACAUUGGACCACCUUCAGAUCGUACCAGCGAGGACCUGACCAGAUACGAUUAUGAUUUCAUUCAGUCAGAGUUGGCAGCAGCAGAAGGUUUCAGUGUAGAUAAACUUGGUAAGCACUAUAAUGUAUUAGUUUUCUUGUUGAUUUUCUAGAUUUGUUGCUCCUGAUUUAUUUGUUAUUUUAUUACACCUUAAUAUUUCAUGGUAAGCUACCUACCCUGAUAACUUGAUUGAAAGGUAUGGUUCACAUAUUAAUCCCAACACAAACAUGGUGCUAAAUUAAUAUGCUAUGAACAAAUCUGGAUUAAGGUGGUUGGCGCCCCUAGUUCAGUUCCCAAAAGAAGGCACCCCCUACCUCCCCCCAAAAAGGAAUGGAAGAAAUAAAGUAUCCAAAAAUACAUCUUGAAGUAUAUUAAAGACUAACACAUUUAUUACUGUAUAAGAUUUUGUGGAUCACACACACACACACACACACACCCCCUUAAGAAAAUUAGCAAAAAAUAAAAUACUUCAAGCACAUGCAGUUUCAUAUUUUAAACUUCUCAUUGUUUUUUGCUCACUUCCUAACUUGGGUUGGUCACCAGCUCACAUGACUGUUCUGCAGAUAUAGGAGGAGGCAUAAAAUGUUGCUUCCUUUAAUCAGAGUGAUGUAUCUUUGUGUUAUAAAUGUCCAUAUUUUUCUGGGUAGUCCAACUCUGCCAAUUAGUACAGUUCCAAGACUUCAACCAAUCUUAAUCUAGCAUGAUUAUUGUAUGUUUCAACAAUGCACAGCAGCUGAAAUUUCAAUAACCUAGUCAUUUAUUUCUCUGCCAUAACCAUGAAAACUGUUCUUGCCUAGACUUGAUGAUAAGGUGCUUUUUUUCUAAGGUGCUGCAAACAGGAAGGAUGGCAAGCCAGAUCCCAGCGUCCUUGCUGUGUUCCAUGAUUAUCUUAAGUUAAUGCCUUUGGUUGCGGAAGCCAAUCAAAUGAGUGUGGAGCUGAGGAAGGUAAGUUUGUGUGUGCCAUUGUUUUCUGCAGGCGAAAGUCAUCCUGUUAGUUCAACGGACCUGAUAGUCCACUGAUUACACCUGUUGGGUAAUUCUGUGUGUCCAAACCAGAGAUCAUCACAUGCAACUAUGGGAAAUAACAAAUUUAUUUUCUUCAGGAGAAAAAGCUCCUUCUGUAGAGCUGAGAAUAAAGCUUGCAAGCCUAAUUCUCAACCCUGUACUGCAUGGUGAAACAAAAAGAGUACAUAAAGUGAAUGCCUCUUACAAUAGAGAGGGGCUGCAUUUAACAAUAUGUGUUCCUGAAAGUGUGUUCAGGGGUUGGACUAACUUGUCCAGUGCCUUUGAUGAUUUUUGUCUCUCUGCGUUUGGGUCUACAGUCUGUGCUGGUGCUGCAGCUAUCUGCAGCUCUAAAGAUUUUUGCGGCUUAUUGCAAACUCAACCAUCUGACAAUUAAUCAUGGGAAAUCUAAAGUCCUGGUCUUUACCAGGUCCCGGAAAACUUACAGCUGGAAGUUAGAUGGAGUCCAAUUAGAACAAGUUUUCAAAUUUAAAUACCUGGGAGUCUUUUUUUCACUACAACCUAAGCUGGAAGCCACAGAUACAGUAUUUACUAAACAAAGGGAAAACAAUACUUUAUCCUCUACUCCAAUUUGUUGCGGCCGACGGAGCCUCCCACAUCCCUUCUGCAUUGAAGGUGUACCAUGCAAAAGUGGUUUCCACCCUCUGUUAUGCUGCCCCGCUCUGGGCCCCAGGAUCCAAUUUAACAUCGUUGGGGACAUUGCAGAAUCAGUUUCUCCGUCGCCUCCUGAAACUCCCCAUGUGUGUGAGCAACGCAGCCAUACGUCUGGAGUUAAGGAUUGCAUCAUUGGAGACGGUCAUCUGGAAGCGAGUCUUUGGCUAUUGGCUGUCCAGCUGGCACAGGCUUCCCAACCAUUACCUUUUUCAGUGCCUCUGGCGGGACGACUUUGUCAAUCCAUGGGUAGGAAAAUCCAUGCCAAACUUCUGAGCAUCGGAAUUUCCCCAGCGGACUCCUUAAAGAUGAACUUACGCUCAGCCAAAAGACUUAUUGAGCAGAGAUUAGCAGACAUUGAAAAUCAACACAACCUCGCCGGGGGUGAGGGUGUCUGCUCCCCCAGGUAUCACGGAAUAACCUCACCACUUGGCCUUCCAUCAUACAUGUCAUCUCUUUCAUCUGUACCACACCGACAUGCAUUUAUUCGUGCAAGGUUCAAUGUCUUUCCAUCGAACCUGCUGAGCCACAGAUUUUCCAAGGGUUUGGUGUCUCCGCUAUGCGUGUGUGACGGGAAUACUGUUGAUUCUCUCUCACAUAUAAUGUUCAACUGUCCCCGACAUAGCAUAGCCAGGACUAAAUUCCUGGGCCCUGCUUUACUGCGCUUGGUUGGCAGGCCUGCUGAGUCACAUGCCGCACUACUUUUGCAGGAUACAGAUCCUUCUGUAACUCUGCAGGUGGCGAGAUUCCUGAAUGCAGUUAUCUCACACACAAAAACCACCAAAAACAACAACAUCAAAAACUAAUCGGACAGUUUUGAAGAGAGUGCAUGUCGGAUCCCGUCUUUAGUUCUCCUUUUUCAGGGAUCCGUCCCUUGGAGCUCUCCGGGCCCCAAGCUGUUAUCUGGCUCUGCUCAAUGACCUACCCCUGCAUCAUGGUGUUCACCUUCUGGUGCCGAAUAUAUUAGUUUUUAUGCCUCUGUGCUUUUAUGUUUGUACAUACUUUAUGGGCUAAUAGCCGUAAAUAAAUAGAUAAAAAAAAUAGAUAUCUGCAUAGCUACAUUCCCUUGAUGGGCUAUAUUGCCUGCAUUGUUCAAUAUGUACUAAGUUGUACUGUGUUGCAGGAUGAGGCCUAUUUUUCUUUUUUUGAGGGGGUGAUAGUGGAAGUCCACUGGUGGAAGAUGGUGGAAUUUUUCUCCAUUUUCAGAAAUAUCACACUUUAUGAUUUUGUCUCUCCUAGAAAAUAAAACUACAUUAUUGGACAGGAGAAGGCAACCACAAGAACUACUUGGCUUCUCCCUUUUUUUCUUUUUUUGCAAGAUUUACUGUGAUUUAGUCCCAUUCUUUAAACUGUGAGAGAGCUUAUCUAUCUAUCUAUCUUACCUAUUAACACCCUACUGUUUAUGUCAUCUACCUCUUACACCAUUUAAAAGGAACUUGCACUAUAGUGAUUUGCAUAUAUACCCAAUUUUAACGAUUCUUGAGAUAUUUGUCUAUUUUAGUUUUCUAAAUUGAAAGCUAGUCAGCUACAGAAAAACAUUUUUGAUAUGGUGUGAUUUCUUUCUCUUUUUUUAACAGGACCUAAUUUUGGAACUGAAAGUGAAAAAUUUGGCUUCCUCUGACUCUAGAGGCUAUGAUCUGCAAAAGGAGAUCAUAGUUAAAGUGGCGCACAAAGUUACAAACCAGGUAAAGUAGUCUCAACCAUUAGUCAUGGCAAGUUGUAUUGAGAAAGACUAUGGUGUGCGCUUCACAGGCUACUCUAUUUUACACCAGCUGGGCUUUCCCUGCCCAUCCAAAGUCCUCCCUGCUACUGUCUCAAUAGCUGGUUCCAGUUUGACAAGGGAGGCUGCUGGUUCUGAUGCCAAAGCCCCAGAUCUGGUCUCCCAAAUUUGUCCCCUUUUCUUUGUAUUCUUUGUUCAAGACAAGUGUAAGCUUUUUGAAAAUACAACUUAGUUUUUACAGUAUGAACCUUAUGAUUAGAAUAAUUCAAGUUACCUCAUUUCUCCAGAUAUGGGUUUGGUCAAAACCCAAGUUCAUCAACAGGAAGUUUUUAAUGGAAGAGCUCUAUCAGCGUUUCUUAGAUGGAGAAGAUGUGCAGGUUGACAAAGAAAGCGAUCCAUUCUGGGAUCCCGUGGAAGUAAUCCAUUUAGGAUCUGCUCACAUCUGGCUCCAGUCCCUUGCUUAUUGCAUGAAACUUGAGGAACAAACAGAACUCCUGAAUUCUGAAGGAAUGGAGGAAGCCAUCAUUCUUAUCAAUAUCAUUCCAUGCUCUCCAAAUGGAAGGUGAGCAUCUGCUGUUUGUUUUCUUGAAAGGCUACUUGGGCUUGACUUGAAGAUUUAUGCCUGUACCUUUAAAACAGGGGUUGCUAACCUGUGGGUUUUUAGGCGCUGUUGGACUACAACUCCCAUCAUCCUGUAGUAUUGGCCAUGGUCCGAUGGAGUCCAAUAACACUUGGAAGGGCAUGGGUCAGCCACGCUUGCUUUAAAAGCUGUGAUGCACCAAGAAAUUAGGCAGCUGCUGUGCCUUCCCCUUCCCUCACUGAUUUGCCAGCCCCAUUGCUCUCCCAUUUGUUGUACAACAGACACGACUUUAGGAUGGGCAGAGGCUGAUGGAGCAAUGGGCAGAAGACGGGGGGGGGGCUGUAUCUUUCUACUACCUAGGAAACAUGCCGAUAUGUUUAACAACUUGGAGGCAGAAACUUGACAACCCUGUUUCUUACUGCCUCUUCUGAAGCUUGCAGAUAAAAAUUCUUAACUGACAAAGAACAUUUGAAGUCUGACUAGGUAUAAAUUUAUUAUACAUUUGUUUAUAAAGAUUUCUAAACCACUAUUUUGGGCAUAAUAGCCCUCACAAAGUGGUGCACAGCUGUGAAAUAAAACAAACAAAACCAUCUGUUUAAAACAUUCACCCAUUAAACUGUAGAAAUUGAUCCAAAAUGGCAAUGAAUAAGUUGCAGAUUGAAAUAAAAAUCUAUUUUAAGCAAAGCAAAUAAUGGGACGCGGGUGGCGCUGUGGGUUAAACCACAGAGCCUAGGACUUGCCGAUCAGAAGGUCCAGAAGGUCUAUAGUCCAGAGCGCAGUGCUGGUUUAGAGUUACAUCCAAAUAAGAUCAAAGUCACUACCAUCUUGCAUAUUAAUUCCCAUUUUCCCCAUUUUAUUUUUAAAUAGAGCCUUUGGAGAGGACGAUAUGGUCAUUGAUCCUUUGGAAUUGCUGGGCAAAAGAAUUGAUUUCCAAAUUCACAUUUUACAAUGCCUUGGAGUCAAAUGGAUAAAAGAAGUGGCACAGAGAGGGAUUCAGAUUGGGUAUUGUUAGUUUAAAGCUUCCUGUGAAAUAUUCUCAGUUUGGCUCCGGAGUAAAUAACAAUUUCACAACUGAGUUUCCUUUUGCAUGUAAACUUUACCCAAGAUAGUAAUCUUUUCAGAUAAUGUUGGGUAUCUGAAUUUCUUCAGUUAUGCACUUAAAUCCAUUCUUGACUUGCUGGUCUCUUUCCUGUUGUUGCUGAUUUAGUAAAUAAUUUAGCUUUAUAACUAAUAGAUUAUAAUGAUCUCCACGGCAACUCCAUGGGUUGUUGCAGGGUCAGCCUGUGCUUUUUUCAACUCCUAGUAUUGCACAGCACUGUAAACCAGGAGUAGGCAAUAGGAUGUCCUCCAGAUGUUAAUGGACUCUAGUUCUCAUCAUCAGUAACCAGGAAUGAUGGGAGCUGGAGACUAACAUUAUCUGGAGGGGCCACAGGUUCCCCAUCCCUGAUUUCAAUGAAGCUUGUUCAGAAGAACUUCCUAGUGAACUGUGUCCAGUGGAUGCUAAUGCCUGCUACGUCAAGUAGUCAAGAUUAGAACUGAGUUGUACAUAUCUUCAAGGGAAAUGUAUUUUUGGAAAUUGUGACAUUUUUGGCCGAAAAACAGUAUUAAAAAUGACUGCCAUAAAGAAAUUAAGAAACCAUUUCAUGAAAUUUAUUGGGCAUGCAAGACAAUUUUUUAAAAUUAAUAAGUAGGAAGGAAAAUCUAACCUUGAAAUGUUGCUUCAAGAUUGUCAUAUUUCUGUUAUUUCAAGCAGUUGAUCUCUUUGGACACAGACCUUAGUUUUUAAUUGGGUCUUCGUUUGUUUUACUAUUUUAGAUAUAAAUUUUAUGAUCUCCCAUGCUCAUUAUACACAAAGCCUGUUUGGAAAAAUGUGAACCCGAAGAUAGAAGAGCUAGUAAAAUUUUCAACCCUUAAUAUGUCCCAUGAUUUUUUGAACUAUCUGCAGAAAAAUGCUCUAAUUGUUGACUUGUGGGGGCUUCAAGGUAUGCUUUUGACUUUUUAUCUUGAUAAAGCUAUGUAUACACCUUUAUAUUCAGUACUUUGUAUCUAAAAGCAUGGCUUUUGUUUGGAAAGAUAACAUAAAGCUGCCAUGUACAAAGUCAAACGAUUGAUCCUUCUUGCCUAGGCUUGCUUCCUCCAACUUGUGGUGGCAUGGCAUGUACAUCUCAUUAAACCACAGUUCAAUAAUAGUUUAUUAAGCCAUAAGCUGCCCCACGGACAGUCAAGCAAACCUUUGUUUCAUCAUACCUUGAGUCAUUUCCUCCCCCUGGCUAUUUCCACCAUCUCCUGUCUCUCUACCUACUAUCCCAAAAAUCUUUGUGGUGCCCCACUCAUGGCACUUCCUUUUUCCCAUUCCUGUUGGACAGUGUGUGGAAAUGUUCCUGAAGUUUUUAAUCAGCUGUAAUCAACAGCCAACUCCCUUUCCUUGCCCCAUGAAGAAGAGUUUGGAUUUGAUAUCCCGCUUUAUCACUACCCUAAGGAGUCUCAAAGCUGCUAACAUACUCCUUUCCCUUCCUCCCCCACAACAAACACUCUGUGAAGUGAGUGGGGCUGAGAGAAGUUCUUUACAGAAUUUAUUUCCAUUCCUCUCCUCACAGCCUAUCAGCUUUAUUUCCCUACUCACCAAUCACCCUGUUGUGUAUUGACCCUCCUGUCUUGUCAAACCAAACCUGUGCUCUUAGUUGCUGUUCUGCAUUACAAGCAGCAGACUAUGGCAUGGUGAAAGCAAAAGGUCUUUCAAGCUGCCCUGCACCUCUCCUUGAACAUCCAGCUUUUGCAUGUUUACACAGCAGUAUGAGGCUGUUUGUAAAAGGGCUUUCAAACAGUCCCAUGCUCCAUUCUGAAGUCCUGACAAUCAAGGCUUGAAAACACCACAUCUUCUGACAUCAAGUGAUUGGCAGUUCACCCCUGCUUUUAAUGUUAAUCUGUGGUAUGUGUUGUAACUGAAUCGAAGGUUUGGACAGCUUUGUGGUGCUGCAAGUAGGUCAUGCUGACUUUUAGCCCUGUACAGUGGUACCUCGAGUUACAUACACUUCAGGUUACAUACGCUUCAGGUUACAGACUCCGCUAAUCCAGAAAUAGUACCUCGGGUUAAGAACUUUGCUUCAGGAUGAGAACAGAAAUCGAGCGGCGGCAGCGGGAGGCCCCAUUAGCUAAAGUGGUGUUUCAGGUUAAGAACAGUUUCAGGUUAAGAACGGACCUCCGGAACGAAUUAAGUUCUUAACCCGAGGUACCACUGUACCUUGAUUAUGUGUGGUUGGGCCCUUUAUGAUAGAAUAAAGAGUGCUCAGUUAUGUGAGAUGCUAGGUAGACCUUGAGUUUAAAUCCCCCUGGCUCUUCUUUAGAGAGCCAGUGUAGUGUAGUGGUUAAGAGCGGUAGUCUCGUAAUCUGGGGAACCGGGUUCGCGUCUCCGCUCCUCCACAUGCAGCUGCUGGGUGACCUUGGGCCAGUCACACUUCUUUGAAGUCUCUCAGCCUCACUCACCUCACAGGGUGUUUGUUGUGGGGGAGGAAGGGAAAGGAGAAUGUUAGCCGCUUUGAGACUCCUUAAAGGGAGUGAAAGGCAGGAUAUCAAAUCCAAACUCUUCUUCUUCUUCUUCUUCUUACACUUUGAACUAUUGACACAAAACAUUUUGAACUCUUGCUGGCCGAUUCUGCUUGUUCGUUGUGAGACCACGACAGCUACAAGGCUUUGCCCUACUGUAUCUUAUAUUUAAAGCAUUUAAAGUUAAUUACAUUACUCAGCAGCCACACUCUAACCCCACCUAGGACCAAUGACUAGACUAGUGCAGUUGUUCUCCCAGGAGAUGCUGGCGCCUGUAUCCAGCACCCUUGUUUCCCUUGGAUACCUUGCAUGUGCAGUAUCAUAAUGGCACAUGUUAGACAGGAGUGGAGUGGCAGCAGACACCUGAAGCAGCAGAAUAAGGUAGCUUUAGGGGAAAGAGGGGUAAUUAAGGGGGGCUGAUGAUGCUCUUUCUAGGAACAUGCUGUUCUUUGUUACCAAUGUUUAAAGUGAUAUAGGAUGAGAAUGUGGGGGAUAUAAUCUAUAAUUGCAAUAUCUUCCCAAUAAUACAGAAGGAUGUGUGCAACUGGAUUCCUCUCGGCAAGACAUGGCAUUAACAAGGGAGAGCUCUAUUAUCAUUGAUAAUCCCAGAGCUGAGGUUCUGAGACACACCAGUCUGGUAAGUGUAUUUUUGGUAUUCUUGCAUGUGGUCAAAGAUCAUAACCAAGCAGUGUCCCAAUUUCAUGUAGCUUAUAUGGCAAGUGUUUUUUUGCUGCUAACAUGAAUUGCUUUCCCCCUGCCGUUGAGAAUGGAAAAAGAUCUAAAUAACCCCAGAAACAAACUUAGGGACAAAAAACUGAUAACUAUUUACUAGGGACAAAUUCAAGGCAAUAGGGACUUUCCUUGUACAUGGGGACAGCUGGAGUCUAUGCAGCCAUAUGAUGGCCAAAUGUGCCAUGAAACCAAUACUGUUUCCAUAUGUACACAUUAUUGCAUAUGUACACACUUCUUUGUGAUAAGAAUUUCUUCUAUUUUUAGGACACAGAAAACCAGAUUGCUGAACUUUACCAAAAGCUGUUAAAACUAGAGCAAGAGACUGAACUGCUUAGAGAUAUUAACAGAGCUCUAAGGGAAGAAAAUGUACUUCUGAAGGAUAAAUUGAAAGCGUGCGAGAUGGAAACCCAUAAAAGUAAGCACCUGACCCCUUUUAAAAAGGCAAAGGACCCCUGACAGUUAAGUCCAGUCGUGAAUGACUCUGGGGUUGUGGCGCUCAUCUCGCUUUACUGGCCGAGGGAGCUGACAUUUGUCUGCAGACAGUUUUCCCGGGUCAUGUGACCAGCAUGACUAAGCCGCUUCUGGCGAAACCAGAGCAGCGCACGGAAAUGCCAUUUACCUUUCCUCUAUUUAUCUGCUUGCACUUUGGCCUGCUUUCAAACUUCUAGGUUGGCAGAAGCUGGGACCGAGCAACGGGAGCUCACCCCGUCGUGGGGAUUCGAACCGCCAACCUUUCGAUCAGCAAGCCUGAGGCUCAGUGGUUUAGACCACAGCUCCACGCAACCCCUUUUACUUCUGCUUUAAUUAUGCUGAAUUUGACCCUCUUCGGCUGCAAUCCUGAGAGGGGAGGGGGAACUGAAGGCUGUUUAAUUCCAUACCCUGAGACCUGCUGGGCUCUUUCCAACAGGGUGGAACUGAGGACGGAGGAGCAUUCUUAUAUUCCCUCAACCAUUUUAUAGUUUAUUUUUAAACUAUAAACUAUAAACCAAACUAUAGUUUGGUUCUAAUAGGAAGGAAAUACAAGGGAGAGAUAUUUACAUCAGCUCCUAAGCUAGUUUAAGUGUCUUUCUGGUUUGGAGAUAUGUCAGGUGGCUGAGGCAGCUUUGGAUCCUUCAAGCCAUUAUCUGGUUCUUCCUCCAAACUCUUCCUGUGACAUGCUCACUACUUUCUACAGAUGUCAGAACUCCAAUGCUGGUAGGCUCAGGGUGUUGGAGGUUUCCUUGGUGGCAGGGAGGUUCCCCUCCCUUAUGUAGGAGAAGGGAGUACCAGUGUAUACUACGUCCUCUUGCAUGCCCUCCCAGGGCCAUAGAAUUGCAGCCGUAAAGCAUUAACUGCUCAUAUUUACUUUAAUACAUUUUGGGACAGGUGACAGCUGGCAGGUUUCAGGUGACAUUAUCAUGCUUGAUUUAUUGUAGUAGUGGCCCAUCUCAAGGUCUCAAAACAAAUUUUGCAUUAAUAUAUGCAUUGGUGUAUCCAUGUAAAAAUGUUUUACUUGUGCAAGAUGUUCUGCUUAUUAUAAAUGAUCAAAAACAGGAUUACUAUUUUUUACAUCUAUUGAUUGAAACUCAGGACAGGAAGUUGGCCUUGGCCCUGACUGCAAAAGUCUGCUAGUAACUUCAAAUUAAAAAAAGUUUUAAGAGGAAGUGAAGAUGAGCUGCAAGUAAAAGCCAGGAAUCUCAGCACCAUUGAGUAUGGAGCAUUUAGCUUUUGCAUACCUUUUUGUACAGAUUGCUGGAGGGGGGCAACAAGAACACCAAAAUUCUGGCCGUAAGUGGCUCUUUCCUUCUGUCUGUUGAUACUAAUCUUCACAUCUUCCUGUUUUAGGUAAGAUCUCAAAAUCUCCUACAAAACCCCAAGCUGCUAAGGUAACUCAAUCAGCGUCAAAAGAUUCUCGCCCAGUUUGCAAUUCUCGGAUGAGCUGCGAUGCAGAAUUUGCUAAAGCCCUCAAAGCCUUCUACCAGAAUAUGAAUGUGAUCAGAGGCCAGUUUUUGAAAAUAAAGCACUGCAGAGCUCCGGUAUAUAUAUAUAUCUUAACUGAUUCUUAAAAAGAAAGGCUGAAUCUAUCCUUAAUUUUUUCCCAAAAUAAUAAUAAUCAGUACAAUCCUUUUGAAAACAUCUACAGUGAACCAGUAGAAAAUUCUCCCAGGACUGUAACUUUCCUCUUUUGCUGCUCUCUUAAUUCUACAGCUCUUAAGAAUGCCCAAGUGUUCCUCACACUAGGAGCCAAAUAAUGAAGUACAUAAUGUUUUCCAGACUUGUAAAUGUAUUAUAUUGCAGGGCAAAUGCACCUUGUGUCCAAUGGGAGGGUUUAUUUAUUUAUGAAGGCUGAAACUGGGACACAGGAAUGCAGAGUACGCCUCUGCUUUCACUUCCAUUGUCAAGACUGAAGAGCUUUUGAAUAAAGCUGUAGUACUGCCUUCAUAGUUCACCCCCCACUUAGGAUUUACUGUUGCUCGGGUGUGUUCUUCCUUGCUGAGUUAAGUUGUCCAUUUGCUGGUGUAAGCUAUCCUUUCCUUUUCACACUGCAGCUUCUGCAUUUCAUUUCAUUUCCAGGAAGAAGAUAAUGUGCAACUACUUCGACAUUUUGCUGAGAGACAGUCACACAUGUUAAAGGACUUUGGAGAGCAACUUGAGUCAAGUAUAAGUAAACUGAAAAAUGAUGUUGCUUUGAUAGUUAAAAAGAAACGGGAGAGGCUAGGUUGCAGCAAACCAUAA
Messenger RNA from Podarcis lilfordi (Lilford's wall lizard), 27968 nucleotides. The record is from the annotation of a GenBank genome assembly. Lineage: Eukaryota; Metazoa; Chordata; Lepidosauria; Squamata; Lacertidae.